Dreissena polymorpha is the source of this 2181-nucleotide messenger RNA. Its product is annotated as probable palmitoyltransferase ZDHHC24. NCBI's taxonomy places the organism in Eukaryota, Metazoa, Mollusca, Bivalvia, Myida, Dreissenidae. The coding region runs from base 131 to 1117 and encodes 328 amino acids. Gene Ontology annotation, molecular function: palmitoyltransferase activity. The transcript has 2 exons. The record is from RefSeq and is a predicted model, not a curated record.
CGAAAGAAGGAUUUCAAAACAACAACAACAGCAGCAAAGAAAUUUCAAUGGUUUGAUCACAUUACGAAAUUGCCCUGUGAGUAGAAGCAUCACUUGUGUCAGUAGACACAAUCAUCGUAAAGAAAUUACCAUGGAUCGGUUCUUGUCAGUGUUGAAGAGACCAAACAAACUACAAGACAGAACAGAAGGGACACGUCAAAGCCUGAUGUGGUAUCUGACCAGUACCAGAGGACAGAUCAAACUUCUUCAUGUAUUUGCAGUGUCUUAUGUGAUAAUAUUCUGCUUUCUUGUCUGUUGGGCAUCUGUAACUUUGGGAUUACCCGUUGUUCUUCAAGAUUCUCCUACGCUGCUCACGUGUUCUCAGGGAUUAAUGAUUUACUUGUGCUUUUGUAUCGAGGCAAAUUUUCUGUUAAUUAAAUAUAGAGCAAAAGAUUCCCAUGUUCUUGAAUCUUCCUAUGGACUGCUUCCUAUGAAACACAUGAACAAAGUUAAGCAAGUGGAACAAUAUGCCUGCAAUAAAAGUUCAAAUGGGACAGUAGAAUCAGACUGGAGGAUUUGUUCACAUUGCAAUGUCCAAGUUCCACCCAGGGCCCGACAUUGUUCAAUCUGUCAGACUUGCGUGCUGAAGAAGGAUCACCACUGCUUCUUUACAGGAUGCUGUAUUGGCUUUUACAACCAAAGAUAUUUUAUAACAUUUUGUGUACUUGGUAUGGUGGGGGGAUCAUGGGGUCUUUACAACCUAGGCACAUAUUUGUCAACUCAUUAUGCAGCAUUUUUUAGCCUUCAAAUAUACAAAUAUUUUCUCCCAUAUAUGGUACUAUCCGCACUGUUAGGAUAUCAGUCAUUUUAUGAACUGUUCCUCGUAAUGCUUUUCUUUUGUCACAUAACAAGCACUGCUACAUCUUACUACUACUUUGUAUGGCAGAUGUGCAUUAUUCAAAGAGGUCAGACAAGCUACGAAUAUAUGACAAACAUCAGGAUCUAUGAGCCAAACUUUUGGUCUGGAAUGAAGUCUGUGUUUGGCCCUUACUGGCUAGCUGGGUUUUUUGUACCAAUUCCUUUUAUUGUAAAUGAAGGUGAUGGAAAAAGCUGGAUGUCAAAAACUAAAAGUAUGUAAAUCCUGAUGUAGCCAGUAAAGUGAUGGGUCACAAAAUAUUUUAUAGAAAUAUUGUUUAUAUUUUGGAACUAGUUAAACAUAUGUCACACAGUUUUGUAUCUUCACUUGAUUUUUAAAUCAAUGGUUACUUCCAGUAUUAUAAAUUAUACAUGAUACUACUUUAUGCCUGUACUUUUGAUGAAUACAACUAUGGCCUGUAAUGAAAACAGGGAAAAAAACUUCAUUAGGUCUAACAAGUCCUUAAUAGGAUUGUCCACCAGUAAUUGGCAUUCUUGCGAUACCGAAUAGUUACUUCUUAAAUUAUCAGUACAUACAAUUUCAUAAUAAUCUUGUUGUUUUCCAUUUAGAACCAUAUAAAUAAAAAAUAUUGUACCAUUUUUAUGUCGUAAUAAUUUUAAGGAAUAAUAUAUAUUAUUGAUUGUUAAUGACCUUAUUCUAAGUAAAUAACCAUUUUCUUGAUUCACCGCCUAACAGGAUUGUCUAUUAUUUUAUGUUUACUUUCGUUUACUGUGAAAAUAAUCAUCCGCUCCCAUAAGCCUUCAUUAUUGCUUAAGAUAAUGAAUUUAAAACUAUACAUUUUUUUAUUGCACAUGCAACCAUUAAGUUAUUCUGUAACUAACUGGAUUACUCUAAUUUUACAACUAGGACGGGCUGUUGAUCCUUUUGCAUAAAACUGCAGAUUCACGGACAUAUACCUUUUAUGGUUAAUUUUCUAAUCAAUUGUUCCUGAAUACACAUACCCCACUUUUUAGCUCACCUGAGCACAACGUGCUUAUGGUGAGCUUUUGUGAUCGCCUUUUGUCCGUCGUGCGCCGUCAACAUUUGCCUUGUUUACUCUCUAGAGGCCACAUUUCUUGUCCAAUCUUCAUGAAAUUUGGUCAGAAGAUUGGUCUCAAUGAUAUCUUGGAUGAGUUUGAAAAUGCUUUUGUUUGCUUGAAAAACAUGGCUGCCAAGGGGUGGGGCAUUUUUCCUCAUAUGGCUAGAGUAAAAUCUUGUUAACACUAGAGGCCACAUUUGUCUGAUCUUCAUGAAACUUGGUCAGAAGAAUCAUCCCAAUAAUAUCU